GAUAUCUAAGUAGUCUGUCUGGAAUAAAUUUCUAUAUUUUGUUGAUGAAAAGCACAUCUUUGUAUGCUGGAAAAAUUAAAUAUUCUUCAUUUACCAUCUGAUAUAGUAUAUGUUGUCUUUAUAUUGGCAAUUAUAACUCAAGAAUCAGACAGCUCUUAUGGUGACCGAUCUAAUAUCUUCCAGAAUUGUAUGCACUGGUGUGGAAUCAAAAACUGUACUAAUGCUACUUCCUUAGCAAAUUUUAAAGCAAAUAGGCCCUGGUAUAUGACCUUUCUGCAAUGGGAGUGCUGGGAUGAAUGUGACUAUUUAUGCAUGUGGCAUGCUGUGAAAGUUUUCCAAACACAUGGACAGAAGAUGCCCCAGUUUCAUGGAAAAUGGCCAUUUUAUCGUUUUUGUGGUAUCCAAGAGCCAGCAUCUUUCUUGUUUUCUGUACUCAAUGGAUUUAUGCAUUACUACAUGUGGGGCAAAUUUAGGAAAGCGGUUUCUCGCUCUUCUUUCAAAAAUAUUUGGAAUGUGCAAGCUUUGUUAUCUAUAAAUGCAUGGUUUUGGUCUGCCGUCUUUCAUGCUAGAGAUACACCUGUAACAGAG
Messenger RNA from Stegodyphus dumicola, 588 nucleotides. RefSeq names its product Per1-like protein PGAP3 (gene PGAP3). NCBI's taxonomy places the organism in Eukaryota, Metazoa, Arthropoda, Arachnida, Araneae, Eresidae. Gene Ontology annotation, biological process: GPI anchor biosynthetic process. Gene Ontology annotation, cellular component: endoplasmic reticulum membrane. The record is from RefSeq and is a predicted model, not a curated record. Gene Ontology annotation, molecular function: hydrolase activity, acting on ester bonds.